Triticum dicoccoides is the source of this 574-nucleotide messenger RNA. RefSeq lists its product as uncharacterized. NCBI's taxonomy places the organism in Eukaryota, Viridiplantae, Streptophyta, Magnoliopsida, Poales, Poaceae. Bases 191 to 493 code for a protein of 100 amino acids. The record is from RefSeq and is a predicted model, not a curated record. The transcript has 3 exons.
UACGGGGUUCGCUUAACGGCAACUAAACGGUGGUGUGUUUGACCGAGAUGCACGCGUCGCACCUCGCAUUACUCCUCCACCAAUCGCACCGCUCUGGCGCCACGAUAUCUGGGUGAACAGAAAAAACAUUUAUCGACUGGAUCACGCCUUGCUCUUCUCCCCCGCUUGACCGUCCUCACCCUCCGCCACAAUGGAAACCAUAGGAAUGGCGACGGAGGAUGCCGCAUCCGGCGGCCUCGAGUUCUUGGCAGAUCCCGUUGACAGGUUUCCGUUGCGGGAUCUCGGCAGCGGCGAGGCUGUGCUUGAUGCCGCAACCACCCAAACACUCGUGUGCGCAGCCGCGCAGUCGAGCGUCGACGGUACAGCUAGAUGGGGACGCCAGCUGCGAAGGGGUCAGCUUGUCAGCACCAAGCUCGGAGCAGUCGGCCGGCAAAGACGAAAGCCAAGCCUCUGGCUGGGCAAAAUGAGUACGUAUUGGCCGAGCCCCUCUUGAGCGUCCUCCAUGCGCGGACAGAAUAAGCGCACUUGAAAAAACGUUGAGAUGCUACGCAGAGAAGAAGAGAAUUGUAGUUCC